AUGGGUGCCUGCUGCAGUUGUUUGAGAAACACAUCAGACUCGUAUACCAGUACAAACGAUAAUACGAAUAACAACACUGCUUUAAACUCCCCUAUAGACGCAGAUAAUGAGUCAAAUAUUUUACCUAUCGCAGAUAAUGAAAGAGAAGCUGUGACUUCCCUCUUAGGCUAUUUAGAGAAUAAAGAUAAUCUAGACUUUUACUCUGGUGGUCCAUUGAAGGCGUUGACCACUUUGGUAUACUCGGAUAACUUGAAUUUACAAAGAAGUGCAGCCCUUGCAUUUGCAGAAAUUACUGAGAAGUAUGUUUGCCAAGUCGGCAGAGAGGUCUUAGAGCCCAUAUUGAUGCUUUUACAGAGUGAUGACUCUCAAAUCCAAAUUGCAGCCUGUGCAGCUCUAGGAAACUUGGCCGUUAAUGAUGCUAAUAAAUUACUGAUUGUGGACAUGGGUGGAUUAAACCCAUUGAUUAACCAAAUGAUGGGUAAUAAUGUAGAAGUUCAAUGUAAUGCUGUUGGUUGCAUUACAAAUUUAGCCACGAGAGAAGAUAAUAAGAAUAAAAUCGCAACUUCCGGUGCAUUGAUCCCUCUAACUAAAUUGGCUAAGUCCAAACAUAUUAGAGUUCAACGGAACGCUACAGGUGCGCUUCUGAAUAUGACGCACUCGGGUGAAAAUAGAAAGGAGCUUGUCAAUGCAGGAGCUGUACCUAUUCUUGUGUCCCUAUUAUCCUCUGAGGACUCAGACGUCCAGUAUUAUUGUACUACGGCUUUAUCAAAUAUUGCUGUUGAUGAAGAAAAUAGAAAGAAAUUAUCACAGACUGAACCUCGUCUUGUGUCAAAAUUAGUUAAUUUAAUGGAUUCAGAUUCAUCCAGAGUUAAAUGCCAAGCAACCUUGGCACUAAGAAAUUUAGCUUCUGACACAAGUUAUCAAUUGGAAAUUGUAAGAGCAGGUGGGUUGCCCCAUUUGGUGAAAUUACUUCAAUCGGAUUCAAUACCAUUGAUUCUGGCAAGUGUCGCAUGUAUAAGAAAUAUUUCUAUCCACCCAUUAAAUGAGGGCCUAAUUGUCGAUGCUGGUUUCUUAAAGCCAUUGGUCAAUUUGCUAAAUUACAAAGAUACUGAAGAAAUACAAUGUCAUGCGGUAUCAACUUUGAGGAAUCUAGCAGCUUCUUCAGAGAAAAACAGAAAGGAAUUUUUCGAGAGUGGUGCUGUAGAGAAAUGUAAGGAAUUAGCGUUGGUAUCCCCGAUAAGUGUUCAAAGUGAAAUAUCGGCAUGUUUUGCCAUUCUAGCCCUAGCAGACGUAUCUAAACUUGAAUUGUUAGAUAUGAAUAUUCUUGACGCUUUAAUUCCAAUGACCUAUUCAAAUAAUCAAGAAGUUUCCGGUAAUGCAGCUGCGGCCUUGGCCAAUCUUUGUUCAAGAAUCAAUAAUUAUACGAAAAUUCUAGAAUGCUGGAGUCAGCCUAAUGAUGGGAUUCGUGGUUUCUUGAUCAGGUUCUUAAGGAGUGAUUAUGCUACAUUCGAACAUAUUGCACUUUGGACAAUUUUGCAGUUGUUAGAAAGUCAUAAUGAAAAGGUCGUGAGGUUGGUAAAAAAUGACGACGAAAUUAUUGAUGGAGUAAGGAAGAUGGCUACUAUGACAUUCGAACGUUUACAAACAUCUGGUGUUGAUGUCAACCAGAACGCAGCCGAAUCUCCUGGUAAGAAUGGUGUAGGGAAUACGAGCCAAGAAAAUAAGGAUUCAAAGAAUGAUGACAAUAAUACUACAAAUACUGCCAAGACGGGGGAUGCAGUUGAAGAUGCGAGUAUGGAACUGUAUAAUAUCACUCAACAAAUUCUUCAAUUUUUGAAUUGA
Molecule: messenger RNA, 1842 nt
Organism: Naumovozyma castellii
Lineage: Eukaryota; Fungi; Ascomycota; Saccharomycetes; Saccharomycetales; Saccharomycetaceae
Gene: VAC8
Product: protein anchor VAC8
Exons: 1
Coding region: 1-1842 (613 amino acids)
Source: RefSeq, a predicted model, not a curated record